This is a messenger RNA of Lichtheimia ornata, 369 nucleotides long. RefSeq lists its product as uncharacterized. The record is from RefSeq and is a predicted model, not a curated record. The transcript has a single exon. Bases 1 to 369 code for a protein of 122 amino acids. NCBI's taxonomy places the organism in Eukaryota, Fungi, Mucoromycota, Mucoromycetes, Mucorales, Lichtheimiaceae.
AUGUCAAAUCACCAAGACCAGCUGGAUCUGAUCUCUCACGAAAUCGCCAAUCUCAACGAUGAACUUGACUUGGAGACACAAAAACAAAAGCGAUUAGACAAGUCCUUAAAAGAACGAAGCGAGGAUCUCGAUCGACUCAAUGCGCAGAUCGACAAAGCUAAACGCAUCAGGGAUUUAUUGGAACAAGAAAAGAAGGUCGAGGAAGAGAAUGCAAAGUUGGCUGAUAAGGUUACCAAAGCACAAGAUUGGCUCGAGCAGUGCGAAGAGAAUGACAACAAACUAGAACAGCUUAGAGGAGAAUUAGCUGAGGUGACAGCACAAGUCGAGGAACUAGAACGUCAAAUCGAAGAGAAGAAUAAAAGAUCAUGA